AGUGCCUGAUCAGGAGCAGUUGAAGCCGUUGACGGGCGCUAGCGUUAAUCUCUUGUGGUUGUCGUGGCUACGCUGUGAAGUCCGCCGCCGUCGUUUCGCGUGGACUAGCAUUGUUUCUUUGUAGCACUGGAGCAAUCUGAUUCUUGUGCACUCAGCUCCUCCCAUCGCUGCGCAUGCGCAGUUGAACUCCUCACUCCAUUUUUUUUUCUGGUUUUCACUCCUACUCUGGCUUCCGGACGCCAAGACAGACCGCUGCCGCCGAAUUUAAAGAGACAGGAGGUAGUUAUUUUAAAUGCGAUAAACGGGAACCAUUGUCCCCUGGCUUAUUUUCCGACGCUUCUUGCUUUAGCUUGUUAAAUUCGAUGGCGCCGUUCAAUCAAAGUCGUAGCGAGUAGCAGCUUGUCUGUCAUCACCCUCCACUCUGCUGGAUUUUCCGAGCCUUUUCCGCGCUGAGCCGAGACUGUCCAACCAGGCAAAGUAGGGUUGCUCGCUGGCAGGCUGGCUUCCCGACCGAGAGGAAGGUUUGUCGGCUAGCCAACAACUGGAGGUAACACCGAAGCUCCCCUCUCAAGUUGUGCUAGAGGCUCCCGAGCCUCCUGUCGCCGGGAUAAUGGCGAAGAUUCAGACGCACAGCGCCGCGAAGCAAAUAAACCAAAUCCAAGACAAGCCUUACGUUAUAACACAAAAGCAAGUGCAGCAGCAGCACUUCCAGAAACUGAAGGUUGAAGAUGCCUUGUCAUAUUUGGACCAAGUCAAAAUUCGUUUUGCGAACGAUCCCGGCAUAUACAACAAGUUUCUUGACAUCAUGAAGGAGUUCAAGUCUCAGAGCAUCGACACACCAGGGGUGAUAAACCGUGUGUCACAACUCUUUCAUGGACACCCGGAUCUAGUCUUGGGCUUCAAUGCCUUUCUCCCACCGGGGUAUCGGAUAGAGGUUCCCAAGAAUGGGAUAGCCUUCCUUCAGUCUCCAUUCACUGCACAGGUAUCCCCGAGCCAGCAGGGAAAGAGCGUUGCCACCUCUGCAGUGCCCACAACCUCAGGUAGUACCUCUGCUACAAACAUCGAAGCCGGAUCUGCCCAGACGAGUGCAGCGAAGGUGGCCUCGUCAGAGUCGCUGUCUUCUCCAACCUCAGCAGGACCUCCAGAGCCUCCCAGCAGACUUUCUCUUCCCUUAAGUGGCAGAGAAAGCCAGAAUCAGGCAACCACCUCGUCUGUGUCCCCCCCUGCUUCAGAGACAAGCCCUGUAGAGUUUGACAGCGCCAUUAGUUACGUAAACAAGAUCAAAAACCGCUUUUUGGACCAUCCAGAGAUUUAUAGAGCCUUCCUAGAAAUUCUCCAUACAUAUCAGAAGGAGCAGUUGGAGGUGAAGGAGAUUCGAGGCACCCGAGGUAACAGUGGGAUGACAGAAGAUGAAGUGUUUUCCAAAGUUGCCAGUCUCUUCAAGGGACAAGAAGACCUGCUGGCUGAGUUUGGACAAUUCCUGCCUGAUGCCAAGAGAUCACUGUUCACUGGGAGCUCACUGACGGGAGGAAAGGAGCCCCUGAAAAGGCCGGAGGAUGAGGACGUGUUAACCAAACAGAACAAAAAGAGACCCAGGCCCAUACUACUGCAGCACGUCUCCCCACUGCUAAAGAAGAAAAUGAAAUAUUCCUGUACCAAAGAUCAGUCCUUUGCCUCAGUUGGAAAACAUGGAGUUUUAAGAGAAUUCUCUUUUUUUGAUAAGGUUCGCCGCCUGUUUAAGAGCCAGGAAGUGUAUGAGAACUUCCUGCGCUGCAUCGCCUUGUUUAACCAGGAGGUAGUUUCAGGAGCUGAGCUACUACAACUCGUCACUCCUUUCCUGGGGAAGUUUCCUGAACUGUACUCCCAGUUCAAGUCAUUUCUGGGGGACAAAGAACUCUCUCAUGUGGUGUCAGGACUGUCGGAUCGCUACAUGGAGGGGGGAGGGGGCCGGGAGGUAGAUUAUGCCUCCUGCAAGCGCCUGGGGUCCAGCUACAGAGCACUGCCCAAGACCUACCAACAGCCUAAAUGCAGUGGACGCACUGCCCUGUGCAAGGAGGUGUUGAAUGACACCUGGGUGUCAUUCCCCUCCUGGUCAGAGGACUCAACCUUCGUCAGCUCCAAGAAGACUCCAUACGAGGAACAGCUGCAUCGUUGUGAGGAUGAAAGAUUUGAGUUGGACGUGGUUCUGGAGACAAACUUGGCCACUAUCAGGGUUCUCGAGAGUGUUCAGAAGAAGCUGUCCCGCCUUUCACCAGAGGACCAGGACCGAUUCAGACUAGAUGACUGCCUGGGUGGCACUUCUGAGGUCAUCCAGCGCCGUGCUGUGUAUCGUAUUUAUGGAGACAAAGCCCCCGAGAUCAUUGAAGGGCUGAAAAGAAGCCCUGCUACCGCUGUGCCUAUGGUGCUCAAGAGGUUAAAGGCCAAAGAGGAGGAGUGGAGAGAGGCCCAACAGGGUUUCAAUAAGAUAUGGAGGGAGCAGUAUGAGAAGGCCUACCUGAAGUCCCUUGAUCACCAAGGGGUCAACUUCAAACAGAAUGACAUGAAGGCCCUGCGGUCCAAGAGUCUUCUCAAUGAGAUCGAGAGUGUGUAUGAUGAGCGUCAGGAGCAAAACACAGAAGAAGGUGGAGUUGGUCAUCAGAGUCGUAAUGGAUCUGGCUCAGCCUCCUCCAGUGAACCUCAUAUGGUGUUUACAUAUGAGGACAAACAGAUUUUAGAGGAUGCUGCUUCACUCAUCAUCUACCAUGUAAAACGUCAGCCCACCAUCCACAAAGAUGACAAGGAUCACAUCAAGCGCAUCAUCCAGCACUUUGUCCCCGAUAUCUUUUUCUCCCGCCGCGGUGACCUCAGCGAUACCGAAGAGUGGACAGAUGAGGAGCCUGAGGCUGACGAGGGAGGGGAGAGAGGAGCUGCAGCAUCAGGAGGAAAUGGUAAUUCCAAUAAUGCAUCAGGAACAGCUGCAGCCACAGGAAGUCACUCUCAACCGGGCCAGCCGCAGUCCCAGAACCAGCCCCAACUUCAGCAACAGCUGAACGGUGAGUCAAGACGGAGGCGCGGCAGCCCAACCCAACCCACAGACACGGAGGCCUCUACCACCUCCAGUAGCACACCCCAGCCUGCAGGGACCGCCGCGUCCACCCCUGGAGCGACACCUAUGGAGACAGGUUCGGGUGCAGCUGUGGAAAAGGUGGAUUUGCGUGACCCAGAGGCAGAGCACCAGAAGGAGCUGGAUGGCGUCUACAAUCUUUUCUUCGUCAACAACAACUGGUAUUUCUUCUUGCGGCUGCACCAGACUCUGUGUUCGCGGCUGCUGCGUGUCUACCGACAGGCAGAGCGGCAGCUGCUGGAGCACCGGGCGGAGCAGAGCAGGGAGAGGCUGCUGAUGGCUGAGGGAAGAAGGGAAAAAGCCUGUGACCUCGCCAUGGAGCUGCGCCUCAAACAGCCAAGUGAGGUGGAGUUAGAGGAAUAUUACCCAGCCUUCCUGGACAUGGUGCGCAGUCUGCUGGAUGGCAACCUGGACUCCACACAGUACGAAGACACGCUGAGGGAGAUGUUCACCAUCCAUGCCUACAUUGGUUUCACGAUUGACAAGGUCAUCCACAACAUCAUUCGACAGCUUCAGCACCUUGUAAGUGAUGAGGUGUGUCUGCAAGUGGUCGAUCUUUAUCUGGCUGAGAGGAAGCGAGGAGCCGCCGGUGGAAAUCUGUCCUCCCAGUGCGUUCGAGCUGCUUGGGAGACAAGCUACCAGUGGAAGGCUGAGAGAGUGAUGGCUGAGGAGAACUGCUUCAAGGCGAUGUUUAUCCAAAGCAAGGGUCAUGUGACUAUGACAGUGGAGUUGCUGGACACUGAGGAGGCCCAGGCUGAUGACCCGCUAGAUGUACAGUGCCUGUCAACUUACAUGGAGCAGUUUGUCGGAACAGAGUCCAGUCUGUGUUCUCAAGCAGAAGGCUAUUUCUUCAAACCUGUAUUUUUGCCCAGGAACCUGCGACGUUUCCGCCGUUGGCAGGUGCGACAGGUGGAGGCCAUGCGCUGCAGGAGAGAGUGGCACCGCCAGCUGGGCGUGGAGAACGCCGGGAGCCUGGACUGUCGAUUUAAACUCAACACUCACAAAAUGGUGUUCGUCAUGAACUCUGAGGAUUACAUGUAUCGCAGAGGAGCACUUGUCAAGGCCAGGAAGUCUCAGCAAAGAGUGGCAGUGAACCAGCAUGAACGCUUUGACAAGUGGCAUCAGGGCUGGCUAGCCAAUCAUGUUACGGCCUCAGCUGAACGCUCUGUGCAGAACUGGCUCAUGGGAGAGGAGGAGGAAGACAUGAUCCCUUGCAAGACUACCUGCCUGUCGACUGAAGUGAAAGGGCAGACGGUCAAAAGAUACCAAGUUCAUUACAGCAGUAGCAAAGCCCCAGCCUCGCCUUAGAGGCCUGCAGAGUGAUGGACAUGCAGUAUGUGCCCACAAGACGCACACAGAGGUAAAUGCAUGGACUGAAAGGAGAUUCAUACACUAAAUGCAUACAGACAUCUGGAGUCUCACUCCUUCACAUGUUCACUCAUUCACUUUCACAAGAAACUGUCAGAGAAGCAGCGGGUGAGUGAAUGAGUGCACAGUGGGAGGAGUGGGGACGUGGGGAAAAGGACCUCCACAGACAUUGUUGUAAUCAAUGAGAGUGAACUCUGCCCUGAUUGACGGGACGAGUUGGACCCAACCGCACAAAGAUCCUUUGUAUCCUCUUCAUCAUUCGAACUUCUCUGGUGGCACUAAAUUUAAUGAGACUGAAGGACGGAGAUGGUUGAUCAGGUGAGAAGUUAAGACAUCAUGAAACUUGUUUCAGAAAUGUGAAUGUGUUUCUUUUUCUCCUUUUUCUCUUUUUGUUUUUUCUUCUUUUUUUAAGUCAAGUGUAGUUUUUAGCUUCUAAAGCCAGAGAGCCUUCUGCUUGCUUCUUGGUUGGAUUGUGCGUGUUUAUACAGAGGGAUAAUGGUAAAUGUGUGUAUGUGUGUGUACUGUUCUCUUCAUUUUGUCUGUUUGUAUGUCCGGUACAGACUCCACAACUCGAGUAAUUACAAUAUUACUGUAUGUGCAUAUAUAUAUAGAUAUAUAAACAGGGAUCCUGCGGUUUUAUAUAUGCAUCUACAUGAGUUAAUCGAUACAUCUAAAGAUCACAUGGUUCUUUCAAGUGUUUGCUGUCGGCCAACUAUUGAUGUUUGCAUUUUUAUUUUUGUAUUUUUCCAUUUUUUUGUGUUGUAGCUAAACAAAUUAUCAAGAAGCAACUAGGAAACCUUAAACUUAAUUGGUUUAUUAUUGAUGAAGCAGUCAUUAUGUAUCACAUUCAUGAUUUCACCCAAUGUUUACUUUGCCUCAUCAUUUUUUUUUUUGCAUACUGACAUUGAAAAUAAAAGCAAAAUAUCAGUGUUAAAAUAGAAUGUAUAACAUUUAUCCUGUAUCAGUUAUCACAAAAUAAACAACCUAGUUGUGAUUUU
Messenger RNA from Betta splendens (Siamese fighting fish), 5469 nucleotides. RefSeq names its product SIN3 transcription regulator family member B (gene sin3b). Gene Ontology annotation, molecular function: transcription corepressor activity. Gene Ontology annotation, biological process: negative regulation of transcription by RNA polymerase II. Gene Ontology annotation, cellular component: chromatin. The record is from RefSeq and is a predicted model, not a curated record. The transcript is spliced from 19 exons. The coding region runs from base 611 to 4411 and encodes 1266 amino acids. NCBI's taxonomy places the organism in Eukaryota, Metazoa, Chordata, Actinopteri, Anabantiformes, Osphronemidae.